Molecule: messenger RNA, 4427 nt
Organism: Amphiprion ocellaris (clown anemonefish)
Lineage: Eukaryota; Metazoa; Chordata; Actinopteri; Pomacentridae
Gene: ephb4b
Product: eph receptor B4b
Biological process (GO): cell surface receptor protein tyrosine kinase signaling pathway; axon guidance; protein phosphorylation
Cellular component (GO): plasma membrane; neuron projection
Molecular function (GO): ATP binding; protein binding; transmembrane-ephrin receptor activity
Source: RefSeq, a predicted model, not a curated record
GGGUGGGGCCUGAAAGUUUGAGCUUUUGUCUGAAGUCUGGAUGUUCGAUGUGAACUGGGAGAACUGGGAGCACUGGGAGCACUGGGAACUCUGGAGGCCUCACCUGUGUGUUUACCUGCCCGUUCCCUCCUUCAGUACCUCCGGGUCCAACACCGACUCCUCUCCGCCCGCCAGGACGCCCCUCGGAGCUCCCCUCUCGGCCUGGGAGGCAGCCUCGCCCCGCUGCUGGAGGAACCGAGGCGGACAGCGGCUCCAUGUCCGGGGCCUGCUACCCUCCGACCGGAUCUCUGCGGCCUUUUACUAACACUGUCCGGGCUCGGAUGACGUCAGGCAUCAGGGAUCGAUAGCGCUGAUCGGCUCGGCUCGGGUGCGCUCGGGUCUGGAUUGGGGGUUCCGGGAGGAGACAUGGAGGGAGCCCCGGGAAGGGCCUCCUCCUCCGGGCUGCAGCUGCUGCUCCUCCCGCUGCUGCUGCUGAGCUGCUGCUGGGCCGAGGAGGAGGUUCUGAUGAACACCAAGCUGGAGACGUCGGAACUUCGAUGGACCAACUAUCCGGCUGAUGAUCCACAGUGGGAUGAAGUGAGCGGCUUCGAUGAUGAGAAGAACAGCGUCCGGAUCAAUGAGAUCUGUACGCCCAACAGCCCGUCCUCCUAUUGGCUGAGGACCCGCUGGAUCCCACGGAGGGGGGCAACCACGAUCUACGUCGAGAUCCGGUUUACAAUGGUGGAAUGUUCCGGUCUGAACCAGCGCCACUGUAAGGAGACCUUCACCCUGUACUCCUACCAGUCUGACAGCGACGAGGCCACGCCCACUCACCCCGCCUGGAUGGAGAACCCGUACGUGAAGGUGGCCACGGUGGCCGCCGACCACCUGCGUCAGAAAGGCAGCCGGGAGGGCCGGUCCAACGCCAAGGUGCUGCGCCUGGAGGGGCUGCGGGGGGCGGGGCUUUACCUGGCCUUCAGCUCUCAGGGCGCGUGCAUGGCGCUGCUCGCCGUGCGCAUCUUCUACAGGAAGUGCUCGCCGCUCCGCCGCGCCUUCGCCUCCUUCCCUGAAACUGUCCCCCACUCACUGGUGGAGCAGGCUCAGGGUGUGUGUGUGGAGAACGCCGUGACCCCCCCUGGUGAGCACUCCCGACCUCCCAGCAUGCUUUGCGGCGAAGACGGUCAGUGGGUAGGGCAGCCGGCGUCCAGCUGCGCCUGUCGUCCUGGAUACGAGGCGGCCGACGGAGACGAGCGCUGCAGAGCCUGUCCGUCGGGUCAGUUUAAGGCGGGUUCAGGUACCACCGGCUGCACCUCCUGCCCCGACAAGAGCAGCACCCUGGUCCCAGGCUCCGCCUACUGCCCCUGUCACCAUGGAUACCACCGAGCCGACUCCGACCCGCCGCACGCCGCCUGCACCCGACCUCCAUCAGCCCCUCGCUCCCCCGUCAGCCAGAUAAACGACACCUCAGUGACCCUGGAGUGGACCGAACCGCUGGACCGGGGAGGACGAGGAGACCUCAGCUACCGGGUCCUGUGCGCCGCCUGCGGGGCCGCCGUCCCCCCAAAGGGGUUGGUCAGUCCCUGCUCCCCGUGUGAUGACAGCGUCCUGUACCGGCCAGAGCAGCGAGGUCUGACUCAGCGCCGUGUCAUCGUCUGGGGGCUCCGCCCACACACCAAGUACAUCUUCACCAUCCAAUCACUGAACGGCGUCUCCGCUGUCAGCCAAUCAGAGCCGGCCUCGGCCAGAGUCAACGUCACCACGAGCAGAGACGGUCCUCCUGCAGUCUCUAGUCUGAGGAGAGCAGCAGCUUCAGACUCUAGUCUGACUCUAGAGUGGAACGUUCCAGUUCUCCAGAACCAGAACCAGGUCCUGGACUACCAGCUGCGUUACUGCCUCAAGGACGGCGAGGGGGCGGGGCAGUGGCAGUACGUGUCCAGCAGGUCUUCCUCGGUGGUUCUGACGGGGCUCCAGAGGGCGACCCGGUACCAGGUCCAGGUUCGAGCUCGGUCCCAGACCGGAUACGGAGCCUUCAGCACCGCCAGCAGCUUCAACACACUGCCAGACGGUGAGGGUCCGUCUCACCUGGUAGUAACCGGAGUUCUGGUCUCCAUGGCGAUACUGCUGCUGGCCGCCGUGGUGACGGUCGCUGUGUACUGUUACCGCAGGAGGACUGACUCCACCAUCAGUGAUAAGAGUGGACACUACCAGAUGGGACAGACGAUGAAGGUCUACAUCGACCCGUUCACCUAUGAGGAUCCCAACGAGGCGGUGAGGGAGUUCGCCAAGGAGAUCGACGCCUCCUUUGUGAAGAUCGAGGAGGUGAUCGGAGCAGGUGAGUUUGGUGAGGUGUGCCGUGGGCGUCUGAGGAUCCCGGGCAGGAAGGAGAACUACGUGGCCAUCAAGACUCUGAAGGGCGGCUACACGGACAAGCAGAGGCGGGACUUCCUGUCGGAGGCAUCCAUCAUGGGUCAGUUCCAGCAUCCCAACAUCAUCCACCUGGAGGGCGUCAUCACCACUUCCUGUCCCGUCAUGAUCCUCACCGAGUUCAUGGAGAACGGAGCCCUGGACAGCUUCCUGAGGGUGAAUGAUGGCCAGUUCACCACCAUCCAGCUGGUGGGAAUGCUGCGUGGGAUCGCUGCAGGUAUGAAGUAUCUUUCUGAGAUGAGCUUCGUCCACAGAGACCUGGCAGCUCGGAACAUUCUGGUCAACUCCAACCUGGUCUGUAAGGUGUCAGAUUUUGGCCUCAGCAGGUUCCUGACUGAGAACUCCUCCGACCCGACCUACACCAGCUCUCUGGGAGGGAAGAUUCCGAUCCGGUGGACGGCUCCUGAAGCCAUCGCCUACAGGAAGUUCACGUCUUCCAGCGACGCCUGGAGCUACGGCAUCGUCAUGUGGGAGGUGAUGUCCUAUGGAGAACGUCCAUACUGGGACAUGAGCAACCAGGAUGUGAUCAACGCCAUUGAGCAGGACUACCGGCUGCCCCCGCCCCCCGACUGCCCCGCCUCCCUCCACGUCCUCAUGCUGGACUGCUGGCAGAAGGAACGAGCCAAUCGGCCCAGGUUCUGCGACGUGGUGGCGGCGCUUGAUCGGCUGAUCCGAAACCCCGCCUCCCUGAAGGUGACGCACCCGGAGGGGCCCAGUCCGUCCCAGCCUCUGCUGGACCAGAGGGUUCCUCCUCCCCUGUCGGCCUGUGCUUCAGUCUCCGAGUGGCUUCGAGCCAUAAAGAUGGAGCGCUACGAGCAGAGCUUCCUGCAGGCCGGAUUCAGCAGCCUGGACAUCGUCUCCCAGCUCAACACCGAAGACCUGCUCAGAGUGGGCGUGACCCUGGCAGGACACCAGAAGAAGAUGCUCUCCUCCAUCCAGACGCUCAGGAUACACAAAGCUCCUCCCACCCUGCUCUACUGACCAGUCACAGCCCAGCAGACCUCUCUAUGACCAAUUCACUCUGAUCCACCAAUGGGAAGACACCUGAGAGGCUCCGCCUUCCCGUGGUCCAAUCAGAGUCCAGAGUUAAAGAAGCACAAUAACUUUACACUUCCUGUUUGACUCAACAAGACUCCGCCUACCUAGGUAUCUGACCAAUCAGCUGGAGAUCCAUCAAUCCGCACCAGCCAAUCCACUGCUCAGGAAGCCCUAAGCUCCGCCUACCUUUAGUCCACACCAGCAGCCAUCGGCCAAUCAAACAGCGAGAACAUUGGAGGACGUUGUUCUUGUUUGGAUUUUAUUUUCCUCCUGUUCUAGUGAAGCCCCGCCCACUGCAGGAAGCUCAGCAGGGAUUGGUUCACAGCCAGAAGCCUUAAAACAGACAUACCAGCUGAUUGGUGGCUGAGUUCUGGGUUCUGUUACAUCUAGAAGAUGGAGAACUCCUGAUAGACAAACGGAACCUUUACAGUUCUGAACUGAACCACAGGAACCGACAGACUCUUCAGAACCGACCCAGCAGAGCCGUGAUGUUCUCCGUCAGGAACAAUCUGGGAUUCAGGUUUCUUGGACCGUUUAAAGAACAUCGUGGAUUAAACUCCGCAGAACAGAUGAUCUCCAUGGGUUCCGUGAUAUUCGGGUUCCUCUGAAGGUUCUAGAUGUUUUAAGUUCUACUGCAGCUUCAGGAUCUUCGUAGUCUGUGAGGAACGUUCUGGUGGAUCUUCAGAGGAAACCUUGGAGAACACUACCUGAGAUUUCAUGGGGACAUUAGAACAUCUUCACGUUCUAUCCAGGUGACUGUGGUUCUGCAGGGGCUGAAGGUUCCGUCACACAGCAGAACACUGAGACUCCAGCACAGAACCCUAACCCAACCCUACCAGAACCUUACUGACGUCUGUAGAUCCCUGAGCGUGGAACCCUUUAGAACUGCUUUUAUAUUUUAGCACUUUUUGUACCUGAUAUCAGAUCAAAGUUUUUAUACUAAACUUCCUUUUCAGAAAUAAAUGACUUUUUGUAAAGAAAAGAAA